AUGCACAUCGUGUCACAGCCACUAACCUUCACAUCGAUUUGCUGCCUGCAGGCCGAGGAAUGCAUUGCCUCCAAGAAAACGGGGCCCCUCAAGGACCCGAGCAUGGACGCCCCGGACGAUGCUGUGCUGCGCCUCGCCCAGCUGGCCCUCUCCUGCACCGCCGAGCGCACUGCAAGCCGGCCCAGAAUGGCAGACAUUGCCAACGAGCUGCAGGGAAUCAGGCACAAGGUGGUGGGGAAGGAGGAGCUCAGUGCAGCGGUCAAGGUGGACAAGCUAGCUCAGGAGAGGGGGGUUGGGAUGUCGUUUGAGGGCGACUUGACUGCUGACCUGGAAGCUAUUGAGAGAAUGGGUGAAGAAGAAUCCAAUGGGGAGCAAUCAGUCAAGUCUAUUCAGUGA
This is a messenger RNA of Closterium sp. Yama58-4, 396 nucleotides long. The record is from the annotation of a GenBank genome assembly. Lineage: Eukaryota; Viridiplantae; Streptophyta; Zygnematophyceae; Desmidiales; Closteriaceae.